Messenger RNA from Pisolithus orientalis, 1143 nucleotides. RefSeq lists its product as uncharacterized. Bases 197 to 946 code for a protein of 249 amino acids. The transcript is spliced from 2 exons. The record is from RefSeq and is a predicted model, not a curated record. Lineage: Eukaryota; Fungi; Basidiomycota; Agaricomycetes; Boletales; Pisolithaceae.
GUAGAUAUGGUCAAACUCAACCUUAGUGACGUCUAAAUUCUCCUGGUGGCAUUCAGCGAAUGGGGGUAUUGGUAUUCCCAUCGCUCUUGCAUCAUGUUUUUGCAUCCCUCGGAGGUUUCGCAGCGCCAUUGACGGCACAUGUGUUCAGUUAUAAUACUGGUAUGUAUGUCGGUUUCAGGCAAGUUGCCUGUCCGCAAUGUCUCCCUCCCAGGUUCCCCGCCCCGUCCAUGUCUUGUCCCCUGACCUUGUCAGUGUACUCGAGGAUCGCGUAGGGGCUACAAUGCUAGCUGUCAUCAAGAAGAAUAAACACACCCGUUGCUUUUCCGAAUCUCCUGCCUUUGCGGCAUUUCACAGUGCGACACACAAUUUUGGGAGGGAGGAUAACGACGACAUUUCGGAUGAUAUCCUUCUGGAUACCAUUCGCACUACAAUCCUGUUAACGACCUACAACUCUUACGAGCCCUUCGUGGCCAAAAUCCUUUCAGAAACUUGUCAGGAGGACGAUGUUCGAGAUAUGUUCUCGCCCGGUUUGCCUUACCACAUAGCGGUUGCGAGCUCGACCUCGAGUCCAAAGCCAAAGUUUUUCUGCCAGUACCUACAUGAAAGCUCAAUGCGCUAUGGUGGUGGUAACGGAGGAGAGAUCUUCUGGACCUUUUCUCUCCAUUACCGUCAGUUAGUGAAAAUCCAAAAUCGCAAUGGAGACAUCAUUAGGACAAUCCCUGCUGCCAUGGGGUCUUCUGAGAUGGUCCGUCUGCGGAAUGGUUUGAAAGUGGAAAAUGAUCACUUGAAUAUCAUGUUAGCGGCGGGAGAGUGGGCCACCUCUCCGGUUGCUGUCGAUUUUAUCCCGCGAGUAUCGCACAUUCCUACUCACGCACACUCUUCGCACUCACAUAUAGCAAGGUUGAGACGAUAUUUAUGGUGUUUACUAUGUCCGCAGUCGAUAUGAUACGGUAUAUGGAAGAAGAGUGGGAAACCCUGGUUGCUUUCAUUGAGACAGGUGAACUCCCCCCUGGGAUGGGAUCAAAGACGUCUGGAAAUACCUUAAAGUAGUCAUUUCCCUACCAGUUGGCAAUUGUUCCUGGACGCCGUCAGGCCAGGUCUGUAAACUCUUUGUUGCCAACAAUCAUUCAGCGCUUUAGGACC